UUAGCUUUAUUUCAAAAUCUUCAAACGUCUCUCUUAUUCUUGGAUUGAGAGAAGUGCCUCGAAGUAAAUCUCCACUCUCUCUCUCUCCUUCACUCUCACUGUCCGAAGUCAGAACAAUAACAACAAAAGCUAUACGACCUUUUAUCUUUUCUCCAUAUUUUGAGCUUUCUUGUCGUUGUGUUCUUGUUCUUAUUAACCAAAGUAAUCAAACCUGAACAUUCAAAACAUUUCCUCUUCUUUCUUAUUAACUCCCUCGUGUUCACUUGCAAACUCGUCAUAUUUCAACAUUCUCCUCAUCUUCUUCAAAGACUUCUCUGUUUGACUUCGAUAGUGAAGUCAUCUUUAACAAAAACACUCGCACUUGGUUGCGUGGCUCACACAAUUCUUAUAUGUGAGUCGUGCGUCCAAAUUAUAAACCUUGGAGACUCUACAAUUUGAAAAUCAUGAUGCCAAAACCAAGUGUUAGAGGAGGUUCAGAGUUGCCUCAGAGACAAUCUCCAAGGCUGAGGUUAUCAUCAUCAACCGUUUCCUCUGCUCCGCAUUAUCUCCACCGUCCAAUUACAGACAGGAGUCCAAAGCUUGGUCCUGACCGUAGAUCUCCGAGGAGUGGUGGACCUCACAGUGACCCGUUGACUCAGAAGAAGCUUGGAAGUCGCAUCUCUGGCUUAGAGUCACAGCUAGGACAAGCUCAGGAAGAGUUGAGAUUGCUCAAAGAGCAGUUGUCCAAAGCCGAAGCUGCCAAGAAACGUGUUCAAGAAGAGCUUCACAAGAAGAGAUCCAAGAAACCAAACCCUAAUGCUCUGGAGAGAGACGACAUUCCUGGAGAUGGACAUCAAGAGACUGAUGUCUUCGAGGUUGUUCCUGCUGAGAAAGCAAAAGAAGUUGAUGAUGAGGAACACCAAAUCAACGUGUUGAAAGCUAGACUCUACGACCUGGAGAUUGAAAGGGUAUCACUUAGCAAGGAAAACGAGAGCUUGAAGGAUCAGUUGAAGAAGACAGACUCAGAAAUGUCCUGCGCAAAGGCUAAAGAGGAUGAGAUAGCUUUGAAGAUGAGUCAGAUUAGGGCAGAACUGGAAGAAAGUAAUGAGAACACGGCGCAGCUAAAGAAGAAGCUUGAAUCCGUGGAAGAAGGGAAAGAGAGUCUAGAAGCUGAGAUGGAGAAGCUGAUAGUGCAAACCGAGCAAUGGAAGAAAGCAGCAGAUGCUGCAGCUGCGGUUCUGUCUAGAGGAGUUGGGAUGAAUGGUGGGUUCUCAGAGCAGUGCGGGUCAAUGGAGAAGCAUUUUGCAGGCCGGUUUGUGGGAUCACCAGGAAUGGCUGCUGAUGAUUGGGAUGAUGGGUCAGGAAGUGGGAAGAAGAAAGGUUCAGGGAUGAAGAUGUUUGGUGACUUGUGGAGGAAGAAAGGUCAGAAAUGAAUAACAAGUAGCGUGUGAUUCAAGAAAGCAGUGUGCUUUUUUUUUUUUGUAUUUGAUGGGAUGAUCUAAGUGAUGUAAGAUUUUUCUAGUAAUGAAUGAAUAUUUCUUAGCUUAAGAGAUCGUAAAAGUUUAAAGGUAUCCAACUCAUUUUGUCAAAAUCUUAAUUUGUAUAAUUACAUUUAAUCAAUAUUCAAACUUCUCAAGUAUUUGAAUA
Molecule: messenger RNA, 1626 nt
Organism: Brassica napus (rape)
Lineage: Eukaryota; Viridiplantae; Streptophyta; Magnoliopsida; Brassicales; Brassicaceae
Product: interactor of constitutive active ROPs 4
Exons: 4
Coding region: 444-1412 (322 amino acids)
Source: RefSeq, a predicted model, not a curated record